This is a messenger RNA of Didymodactylos carnosus, 510 nucleotides long. The record is from the annotation of a GenBank genome assembly. Lineage: Eukaryota; Metazoa; Rotifera; Eurotatoria; Philodinida; Philodinidae.
AUGAAAUACUCCCAGUUAAUUUCAUUUUUUAUUAAAUUAUUUAAUUAUACACGUUAUAAUUUGGUAAUAAAAAAAGAUAUUGCACAAAUAUCAGGAGACUGGAUGAAACAAUUUUGUGAUCAAAAUAUUCGAAUAAUUCGAUCAGUAGGUCAACAAGAUGACAGAAAUUUAUCAACAAUUUUAAUUGAACUAUUAAACGAAUAUAAACAAGAUGAAAAGUUGACAAUUGUUCCACUGAAUAUUGCUGGUAUUCAUGGGAUACCUUUCGCAUUAAUUUUUAAUAAAAAACCAAUUUAUAAAUAUAAUUUAAAAGAAUUUGACAAUAAUAUAAAAGGAAAACAUUUAAUUGAUAUUUUAACAUCAUCAUCAUUUUUCUCAGAAAAUUUAACAAAACAAGUACAUGAUUUGGCAACAUUUCAAACAUUUAACGAUACUUAUGAUAAAAAUUUUGAACAAUUAAAAGCGGACAUAUUGGAUUUAAAUUUUGAUCAGAAAAUUUCAUUUUUAUAA